Messenger RNA from Pelecanus crispus (Dalmatian pelican), 2649 nucleotides. The record is from RefSeq and is a predicted model, not a curated record. NCBI's taxonomy places the organism in Eukaryota, Metazoa, Chordata, Aves, Pelecaniformes, Pelecanidae.
AUGAAACGCGAAGCAUUUUUACAAGUUGUGUCUAAAGAGUCAAUUGAAGACUUCUUGCGUUAUACUCAGAGUCCUAAAAAUACAUUUGAUCCUUUUGACUUGAAUGAGCUACUUCAAGAAUUGCCAAGAAAGCAAAAAGAAGUGCUAUGGGAGAGACUGACGCAGCUAUUGACAGAGAUGUUGAUGGAGAACCCUGUGGAAACAUGGCAGAGGAUUGAAGAUAAUGAAAGUAAUAAUGACAUGGAAGUUGAGAUAGUUCCAGAAACGAAACAAACUGUAGCUGUGAUCCAGGGAGUGACAGCCGUGGUUACUGCUUCCAUACCUGCAGUGGAUGAAACUGUAAACUACAAAGCUCUUCUAGAAUGUGUUUUUAUAGUAAAUGGUAUUCUUCCUGCAUUACCUGAAUCUGAAAAAAUCCUACAGGAUGCUAUCCAACGUGUAUGUGAAAUGUGGUGGGAGAAAGGACUGGAAGGGAAGCUAGGGAAGACUCUAUUUAUCAUUCUGCUAAGAAAAAGCCUGAAUAAAGCUGCUACGGGUGCAGAUGUAGUUCGUCUAUGGAAUCUGCAUCAGACGUUACUUUGUUUUGAUUAUGAUUCUGAGGAGAGUAAUGAAGUCAAGGACUUGUUGCUUCGUUGUUUUAUGAGUGUAAAACACAUUAAAAAAGAAGAGGGAAGAAGAUUCUUGAGCUUUUUGUUCAGCUGGAAUGUAAACUUCAUAAAAAUGAUACAUGGAACUGUUAAAAACCAAUUACAGUUUUUUCCGAGAUCCUUGAUGGAAUACAUUUCAGAAGUUUACUUCAGGGCCUGGAAGAAGGUGUCAGGAGAAUUCUUAGAGAUACUUGAACAUAGCUGCAUUCAGGAUUUCAUGCAUCAUGGAAUUCAUCUUCCCAGAAGUUCUCCUGUUCAUUCUAAAGUUAGAGAGAUGCUGAGCUAUUUUCAUAAACAAAGUAAAGUUCGUCAAGGAAUUGAAGAAAUGCUCUAUAGAUUGUAUCAACCUAUCCUUUGGAGAGCACUGAAGGCCAGAAACUCUGAAGUUCGAUCAAAUGCAGCAUUUUUGUUUGUUGAUGCUUUUCCUGUUCGUGAUCCCAGUUUUAACACUGAAGAGAUGGACAACGAAAUUCAGAAACAGUUUGAAGAACUUUUUAGUCUCUUGGAAGAUCCUCAUCCAGUCGUCCGCUCUACAGGGAUACUUGGAGUUACUCAGAUAACAUCCAAAUACUGGGAGAUGAUUCCUCCAACAAUUCUUGCUGAUCUUUUAAAAAAACUAACUGGAGAGCUGGCAUGUGAUAUAACAUCUGCUGAUGUUCGAUGCUCUGUUUUUAAAUGCCUACCGAUAAUUUUGGACAACAAACUAAGUCAUCCAUUACUGGAACAGCUCCUGCCAGCAGUCAAACACAGUCUUCAUGACAAUUCAGAGAAAGUGCGAGUGGCUUUUGUUGAUAUGUUGCUGAAAAUUAAGGCUACCAAGGCUGCUAAGUUCUGGAAAAUCUGUCCCAUGGAGCAUCUUCUGACUCGUCUGGAAGUUGAUUCACGGCCUGUGUCACGACGCAUAGUGAAUCUCUUAUUCAACUCUUUCUUUCCCAUUAACCAACCUGAGGAUGUGUGGUGUGAGCGCUGUGUUACUCUAAUCCAGAUGAAUUCAGCAGCAGCUAGAAAGUUCUACCAAUAUGCUUAUGAAUAUACUGCCCCCACCAAUAUAGCUAAAUUGAUGCUUACUAUUCGGCGCUGCUUGAAUGCCUGCAUCCAGAAAGCAAUGAAAGAGAGUCUUCAUGAUAGUGAUGAUGAUGAUGAUGGAAGUGAAAAGGAGAAUACAAGUGUGUUGAAUAAUGUGUUGUCAAUAAAUGAUGUGGCCAGCAUGGCAAGUUUAUUGGAGAUUACUGUAAUUCUCUGGAGAAGUAUUCACAAAGCACUAGAUCACAAUGAAGAUGCCAAAGAUUAUGCUAUCAGAAAAUUUGCUUCUGUACUUCCUGAAUAUUUUAAAGUAUUUAAGGAUGAGCGUUGCAUGACUCCUUUGGUUAUUCUGGCAUCCUUUAUGCCCCCUGCUGCUAUUCCUACAUUCAGCUGUGGUGUGAUCUCCAGACUCAGAAAUAUUGACAAUGGAGCUGACCAAAGCAAAUAUUCUAUCCUGAUAGACUGCAUGUGUCGCUGGGGUCAAGUGGGACAUAUUAUGGAAUUAGCCUGUGAUUGGUUGUCUGACACGCUAACCCCAAGAGAGAGUAUUAAACCAUCUGAACGACGAGUACGUAUCCAUGUGACAAAGGAAUCAAAGCCAGAAUUAGCAAUUGAUUACAUUGAGUAUUUAUUGACUCAUCCUGUCAAUCGCAGUUGCCUACUCUCCGUUCCUAAAAAGAAACUGAAGAACCUUUUGAAAACGCUCAGUGCUGCAAAGGAGGUUCUUGGCUCAAUUCUGAAAGCAAAUGAUGGAGGUUCUGGUAGCUGCAAUCAAACAACUGGCCUAAGAGCCUUCAGCCUCUUUUGCAGGUUGAGUAUUCAUCUUCAGAGCAAGUUUUCUGAAGAAGGAAAAGAUUACCUCUCACUUCUGAAGGAGACAGGUGCUUGGAUAGAAAGUCAAGUUGUACCUUUUAUACUAGCAAGUGAUCAAGAGGAUGGCAAUUCAAAAUACAGUAAUGUUUCUGAAUUAAUUAUCCAG